AUGUUGUAUUUACUUUUAAACAUAGCUUUUGCAAAUAUAUUAGAUAAUGUUUUUGCUAACUUUGAUGCCCCAUAUGUUCAUAUACCAAAUGAUUUUCAUGUUGUAUUAGGCACAUAAAGAACAAGUAGUCCAAAUACAUUGAGUGUAGAUUAUUCUACAAAAUUUACAAGUUCUCACAUUAUAUUAUCAGUUGAUAAAAUUGGAGAAGUUGCUAAUGCUUAUGUCAAUCUUACUACAAAUAAGGUAUAUUUAAAUUAUUAUCAUUCAUUUCCACCUUAAAUGAAAUGUUAAAUAUUCAAUGGUCCCAAUAUUUCUAAUAAAUUGUAGCUACAAUCUGGAAAUAAUGCAUUUAUAUUAGAGCCUGAUGUUGUUUUUCAUUUGAUGAGUCUCUAUAUGGGUACUGGAGAUGAUGAUCUAGCAAGAUUUGAAAUAAGUUCACUUUUAUAAGGAAAAAACAAAGCAUAUGCAUUAUUCGAUAAAUAAGGAAAUCUAGAUUCUAUAGAAAUAGAUUUGGAAUCUAAAAGAUAAAUAAAAUUCUAUGUGAUAGAGGAUUUAGUUGAAAAGAAGUUUUCUAAAGAGGAUUUUCAAGUGCCUUGGGAAUGUCAAGAAUCAGAUGUAAAUUUGAGUGAUAUUAUUGAAAAAUUGAUGUUAUUAUUAAAGUGAAAUAAAAUGAAUAUUAGUACAAAAACUAUGAAAUCUCUGUAAUAAAGUACUUACAAACAUCAAAUAUUGUCUGAUGUAUUCUCUGAUAUCAACUUCUAUAAAUACCGCAGUUAAUCAAAUACUGAUUAAUAUACACCCCUAAAGGGAUUUCAGAUUGUUAAAUUAAGAGGUCCUUCUCGAUUAUCAGUCUAAUAAUCAUAAUAAUCUAUUAAGAGUGUUAAGAGUAUUAAAAAAAGAAAUAAUUCUCAAAGCAAUGUCAGAUUUGAUCUUUUCAAACAUGUUAUGGAAAUGGAUGAUAGUGAAAUGCAUGAAAAACUUAUGAAUCUUUUUGAAAUUGAUCUAAAAAUGCGAAAGAAUUUAGAAAUAAACAGAAUGAUAGUAUAAGAUAAAUAAUAAACAUCAGCAUAAUUGGAUGAGAUAUAUUAAGACAUAUUAUUAAUGUUAAGUAAUACUAUCGAAAGAAUACAUCAAUAUAUUAAUGCAAAUAAUCUCGAACGUUCAAACUUAAAAAAGGCACAUCGUAGAACUGCCAUUGAAAUUGAACAUUAAUUACAAGAAUUCAUCAAUAUGAUGUUAACUGCUAUUGCACAAAGAGAUAUGACUUUGGCAAGAUUAAUUGAAAAUGCUUGGAAAUUAAUAUCUGUUGCAAUAGAAAUGAUAUUAUAAAAUGGGAAAGCAGAAUAAGAAUAUAUUCAAUAAGAAGUAUUAAAUGAAUUAUAAUAAGAAGUUGUAUAAUUAAAAUAAGAGAAUGAAGAUAUAUAUCAUAAAUAUAUGGAAGUCUCUGAAUUAAAUAAUAAAUUAACUCAUUAACAUAAAUAAGAAAUCAAUAAUCUAACUUAUUAAUUAAAUAUGGCAAAAGUUGAAUUUAAUGAUUAUAAAUAAAAUUAAGAAGCAUAAAGUACUUUAGAAAAUGCUACUGGAAGUCUAAAAGAUGUAGAAUUAAAUCUAAAAGAUACUCAUAAGAUAUUAAAUAAAAUUGAAGAGAAUAUUAGUAAUAGAGAUACAUAAUUAUAUUAAACAUUAAAGUCUGUUGUGUAAUAACAUAAAAUGGAUAAGGAUAGUUAAAUGAAUAAAGCAUAGAAGUUAAUAAAUAGAUAUUAAUUAAAAUCAUUAAAUACUAAACAAUGUAUAAUUGCUUCAGAAUAUUUCAAUCAUCCAUUUGUAUAGUAUUUAGAUAUUAAUUUUGAAUUAAAAUAAUAGGAUGAAAAAUUUCUAUAAUAAUUACUUAUUGAUUGGUUUAAUUAAGAAUGUGGAAAACCUUAAUUUGGUACUCAUCCAGCUUAAUAGAGAUUAGAAUAAAUAAGUUCUUAUGAAAGAAGAAGUAAUGCAGAAAGUUUUAUAAAUUUUUUAAUUAAAAAUGAUAAUCUUAAUUAAUUAUAAAAUUGUAUUGCUUAUAUAAGUUAAAAUUUGGAAAUGGGUGAUCUAAAUUAAUUAAAUAAAAUGGAUAAAUUUAAUAGAUAAUUAUGUAUAUUUUUUGGUGCAAUAUUUUAAUUUGAUAUAACCAAUAUUGAAAUUGAUUUAUUGACUUAUGAUCGGAUUAGAUUUUUAUAUUCAGGUCUUAUGUAAGGAAAUUAAGAAGAAUAAAUAUAAAAUUAAAAUAAAUUCUAAUGGUAUAAUUUUGUUGUUUAAAAUUUGAGUGAUUUAUGUGCAUCAAUUUUUAUGGAUUAUUCAGAAAAAGUAUCAAAUUCAUAAUAAACAAUUGUUUAAAUCUUAGUUUAUAUUAUGUAAAGUGAAAGUGAUAAACGAAAGCAUUAAUUAAAGAAAUUAAUUGAGGAUUUCAAAACUGUAGAUAUUGAAUUAAAUUUAUAAAGAGAAAGAAUGUAUAAAUUUGUCAAAGAAUUAUGUUCAUUCUAUAAUUAUUAAUACAAUGAAUUAAAUGUAAUGCAAUAUGCAUAAGCUUUAUUUGAUCGUUAUAUUCGAGUAUAUCAAACUGGAAGAAAGCGAAAUGGUUUAGAGAUUGGAGAAUGGAUUAGUUUUAUUUAAGAAUUAUAGUAAAUAUUGAAUAAAAUGAUAUUAAUUAAACCCCAUUUACAUCAUUAAAUAUUUAUGCUUGAAGAUCUACAAUAUGUUAAUAAGGAAUUUUAAGUGAAUACUAGAAAUUCAUAAAUUGAAAGACGAGAAUCUUAAAUAAGAAAAAAAUGA
Messenger RNA from Paramecium pentaurelia, 2805 nucleotides. The record is from the annotation of a GenBank genome assembly. NCBI's taxonomy places the organism in Eukaryota, Ciliophora, Oligohymenophorea, Peniculida, Parameciidae.